UAAGGUAAAAUUGUAGUUUCCUCCCCCAGUAGUGAACGUUUUACCAUUUUUCUUUACCAUAUCAAGUUUUCUAAAAAAUAUUCCCCAAAAUCACCCGGUAAAAUAUUUUGGAAACUAAAUAAACUGAACCUGCCGUGAAUGUAUUCGCCCACAGCGUGUUUUCUGAGAGACAGUUCCGAAUCACCGAUGCACGCCGCUCAGUGCGCAGUCUGUAGCCAUGCCGCACAUGACGCGCUGAGCCCGCUGUGAAAUUCUGAUUUAUCCCUCUCCCUGGCCCCGUAAUAUAACUUAUUAUUUUUUUCAUCAAAUAGCUCAUUAAAACUUGAAAAGGGUCCCCCUAUGUUUGUGAUAAACCUAAAAAAUGUGUAAACUUAAAACUGCCUGUUUUUAAUAUUUCGGAGUACAGUGUUAAAAAUGCAAGCAAAAACCAAAAUUUUUGAUUUUACGUAUUUUUUAAAAAUACGCUUGGAAGUCGCAAGAACGAUGUCCCGAAAGUGAUUGCUUAUUUUAUUAAAAAUAUUAUAUUUUUAGGUUGUGUUUACCAUCUUUUGUCCUUAUCUUGUCUCUGCAUUAUGAGCUGUUUAAAUUUGUAUUGGAUUUUUUAAAAACUCCUCACGUAUUUUGGAAAAAUAUUUUAGCAAACUUGAUUCUAAUGCUAAUUUUAUGACGGAAUUUUAAAUAGCAGAUCAACUUCAGUUCAGCCUUUGGCUACGAGUCAUAAUUAAAAAAACAAACGAAUCGACAUGAAUUUGAAUUUGGUUUCACAAGGACAUUCGACUUUUACAUGGAAAAAGUACUAACGGUGACCAGUCGAACGGUUUCGAUACAUGCAGUUGCCCUGAUGAAGAAGGCAUGGACUUGUGUGCGCAUCUUUGCAACCCUUUUCAUUGCUUCACUGACAUUCCAGAUGAGGACCCAUGUAUGACUUUCAAACAGACGUUUGUCUGCGGCUAUGACGAUGCUGUGGUGUGUUCAGAUGAGUUUGGAACGUGUAUUCACGAGAGCUCUAAGUCUCUUUGUGCCUGUAAAAUUCCAUCGGGUUGGUCGCGUAAACUUGACAGUAGCUGCAAAGAUGAUUCUCUUGCUCCAGGACUCGGCGUCGCCUCUCUGACAGCUGCAUGUAUUCUUGCCGUGAUCUUGCUGAUCCUUGUGGUCACCGUGAGCUGCUGUUUGUGGAAGCGUGGCUUGCCUUGUUCACGCUCUAACAAGAGAUCUGCUCGACGGGAGUCUGAGGAAAUGGUCUCAAAAGGAAUCAAUGCAGAUGAACAAGCUCCGGAUCAACCGGUGCCCGACCAGGCCGAGUACUCGUACGCCUAUGGGCAUCGGUCGUGGGCACCAGCUGAUCACCCUCGGGUUGGCAUAAAACCUGACCUGGACGAGCUGCAGGAUGACCACUACUACUCGCGACUGAAACUCACCGACAGUACGAAAAGCACCCCUGGCCAGGAGAAUGCUCAGUCGAGUACCUGUCCAGUAUCUGGAAAAGAAGACCAUCUGAAGUAUUCUGGGGAUGGGGGGACCUAUGAGGGCCCAGCCAAUGGAGGGGUCAAGGCAGGUUACGUCAACGCCCAAUCAGAGGAAGGGGCUCAAAACCAGAGCUCGGGUUAUGAGGUUGCUCAAGUUCAACGUCCAAGUGACUUUGCACUGGGUCAAUCCAAUCUGAUAUCUCCCAGCACAGACGAACGGAUGAAUCGAGAUUCUGGGUACGAGAUUGCAACGGUGAAACCGGUCCUGGGCGCCGGCGACAAACACCACAGUUAUGUUACUCUUGAGCCACCCACGGAAAUUCUGUCUCAAAGCAAAGUGUCUGGCUACGAGGAAGUCACACAAGUUUGGGUCAUUCUUGAAGAGUUGUCAGAUUAUGAUCACCUCCAGCGACCUGGUUCCCAUAUACAGAUAGAUGGCACAAAUUAGGCAGCAAUGUUGCUAGCAAAUACUGACCAUUAUCUCGCCCACCAAUCGCCAAGCACAAUUGGCCUCAGUCAUAAAUCGGCCAUACUGAAUUGAAAGCAAGGUGAAGUUGUUUCAUUUAGGAACAUGGGAAUGAAAAUGAAAGCACUGAAAUAUAACUUGAUGCAUUUACGCUGACGAAUUUAAAAAUUGUAAUUAGUUGUACUAAAAUGUUUUGAGCAACUUUUAUGAAAGAAAAUGAAAGCGAGGCAUAGAACCUAAAAUAGUCUGGCACCACUCCAUUUAACAGAUGCAGAUUGCAUAAAGUAAUACAGAUUUUAGUAACACAACGAAAAUUGGCUUCCCUUGAUAAGGUCAAUAUUCAUAAGUCAAAUAUGUAGGAAAUGUUACUUAAAUAACUGUAUUUUUUUUUACUUCGAAAUCGCCCAUACGAAAUGGCCGGUAACACUCAUGAUACGAAAACCCACCGUGACUAAGAUUUUGAGUCUCUCGAUCACUGUACGGUACAGACUUCCAACCUGCAGUCUUGACGCGAUAUCCAGUCAGUUUAUAAAAUCAGUACGGAGGCGUAUAAGGGCCACAUACAAAUGAAUGCGAGUUACUAUCUCCCCGUGGAGAGUUGUCGAGUUUGCAACUCGAAAAGCAUACUAUUUGCAAGUGGCCCUUGUACGCCUCUUUAGAUCAGUGAUACCCGACAACAAAGAUUCAAGACUGAUAUUUUUGACAUUAUUCGCAUGUAAACAAUCGCUUUGGUAACAUCCAAUCUACGGUAGCGUAACACAACAGAAUGUCGUGACAUGGUGUCAUGACAUGCUGUUUGAAUUGACGUCCCACACAACUGAAAUGUGUUAGAAGUCGUGGGUAUGUAAAUUAAUAUACUUCCCCAAAAGAUCACUUUGAAUGUGUAUUUUACCUUCACAAUAUGUUUCAGUACUACGGAGCUCCUGUGGGCAGAUAUACAGGAUCUUAGAAUUUUAACCAAGUUCCUGCUUGUGCACAUUUUUUUUCUCAAAAAUGGAAAUUUAAUUGAGGGUUUGGCUUUCUUGCAUUUACAAACUGUUCUUGUUGUCGUCAUAUGAAAUUUGGACGUAUACAAGUCUGUUUCCUUUACCCGCUGAACUCUCAGCCUCACACAUUGCCGGUGCUCCCAUGGGUUUGCAAGCAGAGUGUUCGAUACGGCAUAGGCCAGUUUUUCACUGAGUCCGAAUUUUGCAAUACACCAGCAAGCAUAGCGAUGGAAAUGAAUCAUGUAUGGAAUCUUUCUGCAACUCAGUUUAGAAAUCAAUCCAUAUACACGUAUGUAACAAAGGUAAUUUGUGUGUGUAUUUUUGAAAUUUCAGUAUAAUUUCAUUAACUUUUAGUCUGCAAAUUUAAGUAUUUUUUAAAAAAGUUAUACAUAAGUACAUACACAGAUUUUACGUCGUACUGCAAAUUAAUACGCAAAUUAAUAUUCACGUCAAAAACUUUAGCUGUAUUAAAUACUAGAAUGUUUCCUAUACCGACAACGAACCUUCUUGUAUGUGGCAUGAUUUACUGUAGUAGUUAAUGCUGCCUUUCACUUUUAAUCAAUCUAUUUGAUAUUCUUGUUCCAUAAUUGUUGGCUUCUUGUUCGUGAAUAAUUUCUUUGUAUGUCUUUAACCUUUUGUUUGAAUCUACAACCAUAUCUUGAUUCAUGUGAAGUCAAUUCACGACGUGAUUGUUUCUAAAUAAACUUAAAGUUAACAAAACGUUUGCAAAACAAACGUAGUUAUCGUUAUCAUAUGAAAAGAAAAAAAAAGAAAAAUGUUUUGAUUUCUGUUUUCCCACUAACUUGUUUACAUGCUUUUUCAUUGUUAUUGUAA
Acanthaster planci (crown-of-thorns starfish) is the source of this 3752-nucleotide messenger RNA. RefSeq lists its product as uncharacterized. NCBI's taxonomy places the organism in Eukaryota, Metazoa, Echinodermata, Asteroidea, Valvatida, Acanthasteridae. The record is from RefSeq and is a predicted model, not a curated record.